GCGGUGCGAAGGAAAAGUCGCGAGCCAACGACGAGCGCAGACAUCAAGCAAGAAAAGUAGUGCAGCACCAAGAAAAAGAUGGCAACCGCCGUAUUUGCUGAUGGAAUUUUUGGCUUCCUCUGAAGACCGAUAAUCUCCCGACUUCGAAAGCGAAAAAUCGUUCCAGAUAAACCGGAAACCUGUGGCCGUGUAUUGCGGGAAAGCUUCCGGUCGGCUAGCAGCCUCAGAACGUCAACAGGUGAAACCUCAUAAAAAUGUCAACUGGUAGAGAUAAUUUUCUUAUGCCCAACGUACCGUACGGACAUCCGCCGUCCAAUCCAUCGUACAAAUCGUCUAGCUCCCUGGAUCCAAACAACUACCACUUCAAAUCACUGCCGGUGGAAGGUGGCGCACCAUCCACAAAUCAGCAACAGCAGAUAAUAAUCCACGAAUUCCUCAACGGUCAGCACUCCGGAACGUUUCCGAAUCAACCGCAACCGAUAGUAGCUGCCCCUGGCAUCGGAAGUCCCUCGAGUACGAUCAACAACAGCUCGAUAACAAUUUUGACCUCGCACCAGACAAGUAACUCGUCCCCGCCGGGUCCGGUUGGUAACGGGAAUAUCCACAAGCAGUCAACCAUGGUGCUGGACCGCAUUAACAUCUGUAUCAAUAACCAUUACAAUGAGAGCCAUAACAAUGGUACGGCAAAUGAAGAAGAGAUCGAUCCUACAAGAAUUAUUACCAACGAGAAACGGGCUAGCACGGAUUUGGAACCCGACUCGACGACUUCCUCCCUCGGGCAACUACCGGUGACGCCGGAGAAAAACGGACCCUCCAAAUUCAAACCGCAAGAGGAUGUCCUGGUGGAGCACAAGGAUGGCAAGUUUUAUCUGGGCACCAUCAUAGCGAUCGGCAACAGCCAGUGUUUGGUGCGGUUCAACGAUAAUACCGAGUGUUGGUCCGACUUUCGGGAGCUGACCAAGCUGAGCAGCGGCAACGAAGCGGACGAUUCGCCGGCGUGUGUCGUCUGCAAACGACAGGCCGAGGGAAACCGACCAGACGAUACCGUGGAGCUGUGCGAAAACUGUGGCCGCGGCUAUCACAUCAAAUGUAUGGACGGGAACUUCGAGCGAAGCGGCUACUGGUUUUGUCGGAUGUGUAUGUCUCCAAAUGGUAAACGAAGGGAUAUUCGUUACGUUUGUUCCGGAGUUAUUUCAGAAUCCUUAGAUCCCCUUACGGAUAAAUCGCAACUACCGUACAAUAUUGAAGAGCUUAUCUGGGAUGUGCAGCAUUUGACCAACCGGGAACAGCAGUACUGCUAUUGCGGCGACGACGGCGACUGGCUGAGAGAAAUGAUACAAUGUUGUCGCUGCCAGCAGUGGUUCCACGGGCGCUGUAUUCGCAGCCUGCAGUAUCCGAUCUUCCUGGGGGAUCGGUUCUAUUUCUUCAUCUGUUCCAUCUGCAAUCAUGGUCACGAGUUUGUGAGGCGUCUGGAAGUCAGCUGGCCGGAUUUGAUCCAUUUGGCCUUGUACAAUCUGAUAAGUCGCAAUGGGCGUCGAUUCUACGACGUCUCCAAGGCAAUCGUUCCUUACGUGGAGGAUAACUGGAAAACGCUGCAAAUGUCGGAUCAGAUGACAAAGCUAUCGCCGAAUGCGCGCAAAGAAAUCAUUACCCAAACACUGUCCAAUGAUCCGGUGCGCUUCAAAUGUGGCGGCGAGGUUAAGAAAGCUACAACGAUGUGGACGCUGCGAGUAGCACUGCCACCGAACCCUCCAAACGUACUACUUCCUGCCGGGCAAGUGAUCACCGAACACAUGCUCACCCAGAUGUCCGUGGAAAAUCGAGUAUUUCGUUUCCUUCCUCGAGUAGCCCUAGAAAAAUCGUUCGUCAACGAUGCGUUGAGCAGGGAAAAAAUGACUGGAGUAAACUUUUGCUCUCCACUAGUGUCCGAAGAUGAAACUCCGGAGCAGCUGUUUGAGGAAAACAAUCAGGAGGAAAAUAGUUCCGAUUUUGAUGGCCCGGCCGGUGCUGGCGCUGGCGGGGACAUUUGCGACGGCGGAAUCCUUCCAGACCGGCUGAGUAACGGUGCAAUAUACAACAACAACAGUACAGGGAAAAGCGCUAGUUCUAAUUUAAGUGAUUCGCUGUUCAGUUCCAAUGCUAAGGAUGGUUUCCAUCUACUAUUCGGCAGUGGUACCGGUUCCUCGUCCAAACCACAAAGCGACGCCGGUAGUGUAGCCAGCGGUAACCGUAGGGCUUUUAAGGCCCGGCUCAAAAAAACGGACAGCGAGAAAUCGUUCGACAUUUACGAUUCCUCCGAUGACAGCACCAGAAACACGUUGGAUGUGAUUAUCCCACCGCCCAAAGAUUUCACCGGCAAAAACAACCCGUUCCAUCAACCAUCCGCGGUUCCCAGCUCGGUCGUCAACAACGGAGCCGGCACCGCGAGUCUGUCGAAACUCAACGAAACAAAAGACUUGACAAAGAAGGCUAAUAGCAGCAGCAGCACCACCACCGCCACCAGUAGUGUUAGUCAUUUAAGUAGUAAUUUGGUGAACGGCGAGAUACGCGUAGCGCGUAUCGUCAAACGAAGACUGAGCGCCCGGGACAUUUUGAAUGGGACAAAAAACAAGCGCCGCAAGUUCAGCAAGAGCACGGUUAUCGGUACUACAAUAACAACUAUUCCCACCCCAAGUACAACCAUUCCCGGGUCAAGCCUGAUAGCAUCGCUGUUCGCGCAACCGGUCGACGGUGGCAGCUGGACGGGUGGCCAGCUAUCGUUCAACCAGCUGCUCCCCUCAUCAGCAACGGGUACCUCGAAUUCCUCAUCGACCUCUUGCUCCUCCUCGGGAAACAGCACUCCCGCCAAUUGUUCAUAUCCCACCGCUGCUACUGCUAUCCCUCAACCGAACGUGGUAGCUCUUCCAACGUUUUCGGCGGCCACAAACUCCUCGUUGCAGCAACCGUCGGCAUCUCAGUUCGCAUCAACCUCGCAUUCAGCACCAAAACGGAAUCCGGCCCACGGACGAAGACUGCGGCAGCGGCAGGAACGAAACUACGCCGAAAACACCCGGAAACCUCCGACGACGACAGGAAACUCUCAAACACCGGUCAACAGCUUACCGGGAUCUCCGGUGAAAGGUGCCGGUGUGGUGGCGCCCACUGUUGGAGCCGUCGUUGCCGCUCCUAGCAGCUCGACAAACUUGCAAACCACUCUCAGUCACUACUUUGGUGCCGCUCAUCGGAUCAUGAGCGGGGAGAAGUUCACCAUCAAGGGUAAACGGGUUUCAAUGUCCGGCCAGGUGCAGUAUUUGAUCGAGUGGGAAGGUUGCGCGGCGGCACCGGUUAUGUAAGUUUGUUUAAACUAUCUUUAAGGGGAAGGGAGGAGUUGCUGCAGUCAUCGAACGUAUAGGUCUAUGGGCAUUAAAGAUUGUACAAAAUUGUUGGAUUGGAAAGGGAGGGGUUAUUGAGCGUUUGCUCCUGUACGGGAACUAAGGUUUCGACAUUCCAAAUUGGAAGUUUAGUUUUCUUCAAAAUGUAGUCGUAUAUUUGGUCUCAUGAAUUUCGAUGGAAAGUAGAAUAUUUCCUGAGUGUAAUGUUAUAAUCAUAUCAUCGAAGUGAAUUGAGAGUCCAAAAAUAAUUGUGAAUUAUACAAUCAUAUGUUCCAACAUGUGCUGAACAGUUUUAUUCGCUUAGUAUAGGAAUUUGAAUUUGCAUUAACAUUGAAAAUUAUUGUGUUAUUGCAACCCAAUUAGAAAAGCUUUCAUUAGCACAACUUUAGUUAACAAUUGCAUUGAUGUAUUACUAAUUCUCCUUUGCGUAUCAAAUAACUUAAUCACGGUCGAUCUUCAUUAAUUUGAAUUAUCAAGAGAUUGAGCUACUUGUGACACUCUAUGCAAUUUUUUUUUAGUAAAUUUUAAUGAUGAUUAUGGUUAAACUUUAUUUUAAAAAUUAAUUGAAAUUUUAUAUUUGUCUUAUUGUACAAAGUUGUAAUGCAAAUUAAUUACCUUUAAAUUAUUACGAACAACGGUUUUGAAUCGUUCUCAGAUUAAACCACAUGUUCAUAAGUUUUAUCAGGAGUUCUAAAAGAACAUUUUUAUAAUCUACUUCUGACAACGCGCAAGCAACAUCAAAUGGAAGGAAAGUUUCUGAAUCAGUUGCGUACUUCUGUAAUAAUGGAAUUAUGAGCCAAAUAAAUUAAAUGUCGAACAUUUCUGAACUGUUGAAAUUCAGAUGGUAAUUUCAUUCAAAUGGGUAUCCGUUUUUCUUCGAGCGUGAUUUUAUCUUGAGAUACUAACUUGACAAAUAUCGAACACUGCCCGUUAGAGUGUGAUACAUAAAUUUUAGACAAACAUAACUUUAACGAAUACCGUGCGCACCGUGCGAUGAAUGAUCGACUCCAAAAAAGGGCACACCCCAAAUGGACGGAUCCCUUUCAUCUCUCCAUUAUCCCGAGAAACAGUAGUUAAAUUUAAGUAAUAACCAUUGUAGAAAUUUAAAAUAUUAGCAACACAAAUUUAGUACGAAGCAAAAAGCAUCGAUUUAUUUUCUUUCCGGGACAAUAAACCCCAAAAGUUAAGGCUUUUUUCCAUUGUGGAACGAAGUUAGAUAUACUUUAUUUGAUUAUAUGGAUUUUACCUUCUUAUAUCUAUCGAAAGUCACAAUGCACACAAAUUGUUGUGUCGAUCGCAAGGCUGCCCUAAAACAAAUUAGAUUAGAUGUUGUUUAAAUUAUUGUAGUUUCCUUUUUCCUUUUAACAAACAAAAAAAACAUAAUCUAACUUCUGUUGGUGAAGUUUGGGGUUCAAAACUCAAAAAACGCUCCCACCUACCGCGGGGAAAAGGAAAUUCGAUUUUAUAUUUCAUUAUUCGAUUAUAGAUAGAUUCUGUUGAACUUUGUGGGGUAUGACAAAAACACUUGAAUGUAUGUUUUUUUUUUAUAUCUAGACAAACGGAUUACCAAUUAGGUAGUAGGAAGGUGUAUUUUUCGCUUUUAAUCGUUUGACCAACCUAGCCAAACAAGUUUCACCGCAAACGAAAACUACAUGGUCGUAUAGUCUUUUAUGAAAAGUAUAUAAGUAUAAUUAAUGUAUAACACAAUAAAUAAUCAAACUAUGAGAGAUGGGAGAUGAUUCCAUAUUUUUGGGAUCGAUAAACACAAACGAUAAAUUAAAUCUGAUAAUUCAAACAUAAUGUCGAAACUGUAUGUAAAUUAUUCAAGCAAAAAAUCCACUUCGGAUUCCAGUCGUGAACGGAAGUUUCGCACCAAUGAGAAAUAAAAGCAAAAAACAGAAAUCCUAA
This is a messenger RNA of Uranotaenia lowii, 5279 nucleotides long. It is a transcript of the gene Pcl, whose product is annotated as polycomb protein Pcl. The coding region runs from base 255 to 3332 and encodes 1025 amino acids. The record is from RefSeq and is a predicted model, not a curated record. The transcript is spliced from 7 exons. NCBI's taxonomy places the organism in Eukaryota, Metazoa, Arthropoda, Insecta, Diptera, Culicidae.